CCAGAAAAACUUGGAAAACACAAACAGAGGCAGGCUGGGCUCGGCUCCGCACGCUGCGCACCUCCUGCUGGGAUAUUAACACAAAAUAGUCCUGUAAAUAAAUAAAUAAAUAGAGCGGGGAGGGGGGAACUCGCAAGUGUGAUUGGUUGCUGCUGAGGAGAGAAGGCUCGUUUCAUGGCUGUCCUCCCUGCAGGCUCCUCCUCUUUUCAUCUUCUUCUGCUUCAUCUUCUUUCCAUAGAGGAACAUAAGGAAAAAGGGCAACGUUGUUGCAGUGAUCGGGAAAUGGGAACACUUGGAUCAUAUGCCCCCAGCCAGGAAGCCGAGCUGAGCCCCCACUACUUGCAGGGACCCUGAAUAUAUUGCCUGUCAUCAUUCAUUCACUGACUGGGACAUUCGGACUUUGUGCGUUUAUCCCGGGAUACCGUCCUCCCUUGGCUCAUUGGUGAACAUCGAUAUCGAUCUGAUAUUGUGCAGGAACGAUCGGGCAUUGCUGCUGCUUCUGUAUUUGCUGUGCAUCUGCCAAGUGCUUGUUAAAGGGCUAUGGCUCGGCCAACUACCCAGCUGGCUGCCAGCGAGAAGCUACAGGGGCAACAGCUGCAUCCUACGCCUCCCCUUGGGGCCCCCGGGCCCGGGAUGGUCAGCCUAAAGAGCCUCCUGCAAGGGCCCAUAAAGGGUACGGAUCGCAGAACUAGAGAGCUUUCUAACUGUAUAAUGAAAGAAAAGGAGAGGAAACUAGAAGAUGACAUGACUGGUCCUCGUCCCGCUCACUGUGCGUUCCUGGGGUCCCUACUGUGGGAACGCACAUUGCCAUAUAAUGAAAUAGAGUAUGUGGACCUGGAUGAGUUCCUACGAGAGAAUGGCCUUCCUCCAAGCCCACCUCACCAGCCCUUCUCACCAGCGAAUCUGACGCCACCUCCAUCUAACCAAUCAGUGGUUGAUCUCAGCCGACCGGCCUCCUGCGCCUCUUCUACCUCCGCCUGUUCUUCUCCUGUGCAAAGCAUGAUUGACAGUGAAUAUGAACAUCCAAGCAGCCAAGCAGGUCAGAUGACUCCGGGGUCCAGAGACAGCCCAAGCCCUGCGAACUCAGAGUCUUUAGAAGUCAUUUCGAACUUUGAUCUAGAUCCCACCGAUCUCGCUUUGUCAAGUGUGCCUGGACAUGAGACCUUUGACCCCAGAAAGCAUCGAUUUUCUGAAGAAGAGCUAAAACCGCAGCCAAUUAUGAAAAAAGCAAGAAAGAUUCAAGUGCCGGAGGAACAAAAGGAUGAAAAAUAUUGGAACAGAAGGUACAAAAACAAUGAGGCUGCCAAGCGCUCUCGUGACGCUCGCCGGCUCAAGGAGAACCAGAUCACAGUGCGGGCUGCCUUCUUGGAGAAAGAGAAUUCAGUGUUGCGUCAAGAGGUGGCCAAAAUCCGCCAAGAACUCUCCCGUUACCGAAACAUCCUCUCCAAAUACGAGUCCCAGCAUGGAGCCUUGUAAAGAUGUGAGUUAUUGUGUAGCUGUACCACGUGGUUGCACGAACUAACACAACUUCACAAGAAUCUUCCCCCACCAUCCCAUACUUUGUUUCCCCCAAGAGUUGCCCUUUUUUCACUGACAAUUUAAGAAUAUACAGAGGGCAUGAGGGACAUGUGGAAAGCAACUGACAAUUAGCACUUUGCUCUGCUUUACUUCCUCCGAAUUUCAUCAUUCCGUCAGGACUUCCUGUUUUCCAAGGAAGAGGGUGCUUCGUUGACUAAUUUGCUACAUGGGGUAUCACCAGCAACUUGAAGAAAAGAGAACAUUUAACAGAAAAUUAGGAAGCCGAGAGCUGAUUCUGCCAUAUUGUACACAGGCACUAACCAAUACACCAGCGAGCACGUCAAGGUUCUUUACCUGGUAUCAAAUAUUCCUUGCACACAACUCUCUGGUAGCAUUUUGUUUCUUUAGAUUUCUCUUUUAGUGUUUUUGUUUUGAGGACGAAAGUGCUGAGGGUACAGCCCAAUGGUACAGACACCUAAUCAUUGUUUGAAAAAAAAGAAAAGAAAAACAGAAAUAUAUAUAUAUAUAUAUAUAUCUUUUGAUAAUUUAAAAGAGAGAUUCUGUAAUUUGAAAUUAAUCAACCUUAUAAGGCAUUCAUUGAAGUGUUUGGAUAAACAGGUCGGGGGUGGGGUGUAAGCAUUUGCUAAUGUUGUAUUUAUAUUUUUUAUGUCAUAUAGGCCAGAAUCUAUACCUCUUUCUUAAGGAAACCCAAAACAUCCCCAAGGGGCUUGGUUGCAACCUACAACAUUUAAUUGGUUAGUCUAUUUUAUAAGCAUUAACCAAGUGAUUUGUCACCCUUUCCUGAGCCUGAAGCAACUGUUACAGUUCUAUUUUAAAUUUGCAAAUGGCGCUCCCCUUAUACAGAGCAAUAUGAAAUAGAGGAAUGAAAUAUCUUUUCUUAUGGUUUUUGACUGAGCAAGGAUGGCUUAGAAAUAAUCCACUGAGAGAGCAAAGGUUUACAACUAGAUGGAGAGCUUUCAUUCAUUAAGAAGAAACUUGAUUAGUGUUCUUUGGUUCCUAAGGUCACAAUGUACAACUGGAUUGCACCAUCUCCUGGAUACCCUCAUUAUCUUUUCGCUAGAUGUUCUUAGAUAUGAACUGCAUAUUUAUCUUCUAACAAGCAUUUUUACUGCCACAGUUCUUUCAAGGAGAACUGUUGGGCCAACAUACUCUGCAGCCUGCCCUUUUUCAUUUGAAAGAUAAAUAUUUUGUCUUUGGCUGGUAGGGAACAUUCUAGAUUAUUCACUUAGGUAGAUAUUAAAUGAGUACUAAACACUGCCCACAUGUCUUUCAAAACUUAAUACCACAAGAUAUUUGCAGUUCUCCACAAGAAGAACUACACACGUGGGUGCUGAAUUGCACAGGUGGGGUUGCCAGUAGCAUGUUUGUAUAUCAGCCCCAUUGUGUUGGGUCCAUUGGAAUGUAUUACAGCAGAUGUAUAACCUUUGCCACCUCACCCCCUUUAAAAUCAUCUACAUAUGAAACUGACAUCCUUAAGAAGCAAAGUUUUGCUUCUAACCUUCCUUUGUUGCCCAUUAUUCAAUCGGGCCCAUAAUGACAAAGAUAUUAGUAUGUCCCCCUACUGAAGUAUCCAUGGCAGCAAAUCAGAACACAUCAUUAAUCUAACCCCCAGGCUGGGCUCCUAUCCUUUACUCUGAGCCCUAUGAAGAUUACUAACCUCUCAGUUUGGGAUUUAGAUUUAUGUUACAGAUUCCACUGGUUGUGCAGCUGUUCAAUAUGGAUCUAAAAUAAUUGCUAAUUAGCCAUUCAACAUAGGAGUUUCAUGUGGGGGUGAGGUGGCAAUUCUAGGUCGACCGUAUAGGUAUUUAUGGGAAUGGAAGCUGAAUUUAUAAGUAGAAGAUAAGCUCUUAUACAUAUGGUGAAAUUGGAAGGAACCUCUUACGUGUGGCGGGGGGGGGGAUAUUACUGUGCAGAUUUAUUCAUUCUGCACAUACACAGUUGCCACUCAAUGGGGCUUAUGUAUGUGUUACUUUGUAAACAUGCAGGGUAUACAGAAUUGUAAAGUAUGAUUCCAUUUUUAUAUUCCAAAGCAGGUUAUAGAAUAUCCACUUCAGAAAAUUAAAGGUGUAUGUAUAUAAAUUGUGAAUUGCUUAAUGGAGUAUGCACUUUGGAAUAAUCAAUGCUCAGCAGCUCAUUCGCUCCAGCUUGCCUAAUACAGCGACAGCGGUAGGGCUACAGUUAGAGCAUUAUAUAUAUAAAUAUAUAUCCCCUCUACUGCUACUGAGAUGCUAAAAACAAUCCUUAAUGCAUUGUAACAGCCCCUCUGGGGCAGUAGCUGGGGUAAUAUUAUCUGAGACUGGAAAAUUACGGGUUUUAGGGCUGCUCAGAAUAUGUGGUUUCAAUUUUACAUUAUUUUUAACAUUUCUGAAUUGUACAGGGCCUUCAAAUUUAGACUUAUCCCUGUCUGAGAAGCAAGAUGCAGAGCAGUUAUAUUGUGGGGGAUUUGUACCCACAUCUGGCAGGUAUUAGCUUCACCAGCCGGUAGACAGAGAAUGCCACUAGAUCAAGUCAUGUUAGCCUUGGGUACAUAUCCUUAUUAAACAGUGAAUAUGAUAACAUAAGCACCAAUACCAGGUUCUGUAAUGAAUUGUGUGGUUAUUGACAAUAGUGUCAUUAAGUAAAGACUUUGGCAUUAGUUUAUUUUAUGGCAUAGAUGAACAUUUUAGAUCCACUUUUCAGCGAACUUCACUUUUGUGAACCCCCAACCCCUGUGUGCUUGCUGAAAGGAGAACUAUGAUGUAGCUAUUUCUUUAACUCUCAUCUCCUGUGUACUCUAAAGAGAAUAUAUAUUUCUAUACGUUUGCAAGGUGCCUUGUGUCCCUGGUGCUAGUGCCGAAGCUCUACAGAUGGAGGUGCCAGCAUCUGACUUUCCCAAGAGGUAGUGUAGCAGCUAAAGGUAUUUGUUGCAUGCACCCCUAUUUGUGGCUUAGUGGAUUCCAGUUAGGAAAUAAAUAGCCCCUGGAGCCUUGACAUGUCCAGUUAGUUGCUGCUUCUACGUUUUCUUCAAAUCAGACAAUUUACUGAAAAUUGAAGGUCUUGUGCAGAGUGGUAUUUUUAGCAAGUUUGGUCUGAGCCAGGCAGUCUCAUCUGGCACUGCCACCUCGCCCAUGUAAAACUGGGCACAUAUAGGGGAAUAUUUAUUAUAAUGUGUAAGCCAAUUUAACUGGUGAUCAGAUUAGAUCUUUGCUUUUGUUUUCUAACUUGUAAGUAACCAUUUAAAUCUAAGUGCUGAUUGGUUGCUAUAGGCAACAUCACUGGUGAGGUUGGCUUACUCACUAUAGUAAAUAUGCCCCAAAAAAAUCCACGUCUUGAAUAGCUAGAGUUUCAUCCAGAUGCAGUCUUUACUGGUUUCAGUGCAGCCAUGCAGAAUGCAUAUACAUUAGGUAUUGCAUUAAGCCAUUAUAGGUUUUAGGUAGCCAAUCAAAUGCAAUGUGAUUGGAUCAUAUUGCAUUGAAACCAUAUGCAAUGACAUCAUGUGAUGGUGUCAUGUCUGCGCAUCCAUGUAGUUUAUUGGCAGAUCUUGUUUUAUUCUACUAUCUAAUAGGUCACUCUGUUUCUCUCUCAUCUGGUACCUAAAAUGUGGCCUGCAAUGAAAGUUGUGUAUGGCUGUACUUCUUGCACUAACUGAAAUGGCAAAUGAGGAAGAAUACGGUCUGUGAUUUUAACCUUUUACAGCCAAGAAUCUAUAGCUUAGGCUUUUUAUUUUGUAUAAUUUAAAUGGCCCAUUGUCUUAAUCAUGUUUCUAUCUGUAUAGAUCUGUCACCCUACAGAGAAACCUGUUUUGCAUGUAGCACUUUAAUGCAGUUGGACUCACUGAACACUAACAGGUUACACUAAAUGCACUUUUUAAUAUGUAUUUGGCCACAAGGUGUCACUUGACACAGUCAUUUAAUCACCACUGGACAAAUUUACCAUGUUUUCACUAUUUAAACCGGGAGUCGCUUUCAAUGAAUAAUCAUUAUGAGCAUGGAAUCCCUGUUUCAAACCAGAUAUUUUAGCAUUAUUUCACACAUUGAUUAGCAUUGCUGCCUUGCUUUGCUGGGGUCCUAGGUUCAAUUCCAGGCAAGGCACUGUUUGCAAGGAGUUUGUAUAUCCUCCCCAUGGGUUUCAGCAUACAGGCUGGUUAAUUGGCUCAUAAUAAAUCUGCCCAUAGUGUGUGUGUGAAUGUGAUAGGGACCUUAGAUUGUAAGUGCCUCUGGGUCAAGGACUGAUGUGAAAGAUGGAUAAUCUCUGCAAAGAACUGCAGAAUAGGUUGGCACUAUAUAAAUAAAGGAUAAAAUAACUCUUUAACUGCAGGGCAAAAGGCAAGUGUAAUUUUAUUUUUGUGUAAGGGGUGCAGGUCAGUGAUCUGCCACAACUGAUACUCAUGGGUGCCUUAAUGCAUCAUAUAUGGGCAGAAAGCCAAGGCUAAAAUGCAGUCACCUGCAUCUCCCUGAGAUCCCAUUCACUUGAAUACAGAGAAAGUUGGGAGGUGCAGGUGUAAGCACAGUGUGGGACUGGGCCUCCUAGGGCCCACUAAGAGCUUGAUAUUGAGGACCCACUCUCAUGAUAAUUAGAUGUAGACCGUGCUAAGUGUGAUUGGUGUCAUAUAGAACUAUGGUGCAGUUAAGAAGGGGCUAAUGGUAGUUGUCCUUGGCUGGGAGAUCCUUUGGUACUACAGCAGCCUAGUCUGACCCUGUAUGAGAGCCCAAAAACAUUCACAGCUGUCCUGCCUGUCUCUUCACAUUAAAGUGUCUCCUGUGUAUAAGUCUUAAGUAAUGUGGCAAAAGGUUCAGCCACUUUAGCAUUAAAAUGAAGGUGGAGAUAGUAACAGCUGGAGUGCUGCAGGUUGGCCAUGAGACCCUCUCAGCAUUCUGUUAUCAAAAUAUGUCCAAAUAAAGCCACCCACCAAAAACUUCCAGACCGACUAUUCCAUUAGCCCCAUGCCUUCGGUAACACAAAAAAGAAGAGGUGACCCCAGCUGACAGGGACGGCUGAUAGGAAAACUCAUACAAAUCAAUGUCCAACCUACAACCCUCCAGCUUUUGUUGAGUUGCAAUUCAGCAACGGCAAGAGGUCCCCCGAAUGUCUAAUUUUUGUUGCUAGCAGUUUCCCUAUGCCCAAACUCUAAAAACUGGUAGAGGAUGCUUUCAGCACCUACUUGACAUUCAGUAAACUUUACAUGAAGGUAUAACUUGGCAUUUAAACAUAGGUGCAAAUUUGCUCCAGUGCAGUAUCACAUAGCAACCAGUAUAGCUGCACUGCAGCCUCCUUAGUCUCAUUCUGCCACUACUCAGUAUUCUGUUAUCUUGCCCGGCUUGUAAUGUUGGAUCAGGCAAUACUUUGCAGCAGAAAUAGACAACCUAUUGUAGAACUACAAUACCCAAAAGCCCUCUGCUAGAUAGGCUGGUGGGAAAUGCUAGGAACUGAAUGAAUGUGUUAUGGUAUCUCUAAAUAUAUAUGUUUUUCUCCUUUUUUUUCCAAAAGCUGCCAAAAUAUGGUUAUAUUCAGCACAAGAAAAUAUAUAUGUAGAGAAAAAGAAAAUAUAUAUUAUAUAGUAUAGAAAGAUAUAUAAAUAUAUUUAUUUUAUGGUCCAGAACUUAUAUUUGUAAGCAAUAAAGGUUACACCUAGAUCUUGUUACUCUUGCUAUUGCUUAGAGUUGGCAGUAGGGCCUGAUUUCCAGGGGCCUGUUUUUACUCUGCCAAAGGAAAGUUUUUUUCCCUGGAAAAGUCUCAAGUUUAUGGGACUGACCAGCUGGCCAGAUUUAGUUAUUUAAAGGGGGUGCUUAAAAACUGAACUGGAAUACUUGUGCCCAACUGCCGGCAUGCAAAUAAUUCAAAUGACUUGCUGGCCUGAGAGGAUGGUGGCAACUCUGUGUCCUCAUUUGGCUGGCAUGUAAGUUUAUCUUUACCUGUCUAUGGUAAAAUAUGUUGCAUGGAACUCUUCAGCGCAGGCUUUUAUUCUUUAUUUAUUGUGUGGUGUGUAUUCUGAAAUCCUAAGCAGUCAGAAAUAUGCUUAGAACACAUUAUUACCCGCAGCCCUCAACUAGUAGUGAUCUAGAACCACUGACACCACAGGGAGAACUCUGUCUAUAUGCUGUACAACUUUUAACAUGUAGCGGGAUGAUUAUUUUAUUACAUAGUGUGUUUAAGGGCCAGAUUCAAUUAAACUGAUGAUGUCAUACAAAAUCAGGGGUAGGUUGGACUCCUGUACCUUAGACAAUCAUGAAAUGACCCGGUGAAGAAGUAUGGCUAACUAGUAGCUGCCAUUGGCUUAAAAGCACCAGUCCUACCUGUAUCUGAGGAGUUUGUGAGGGUGCUGGGAGAUGUUGUUCCACAGAAAGUGCCAAGUCAAAGCCUGGAUAUUGCUGAUUGACUUCAGAAAAAGUAACCUUAACCCUUAAACUACUGUCUGUGAUAUCACAAUACAGUAACAACAUCAGUCAGGAGACAAUACAAAAUAGGUUACUGCAGUCUUAUUGGGUUUCACUUGAUUUAUGCAACAUUCCAUCUUGUUAUACACGGGUGCUGAUGAGAAAACAUAGGGACAUAACUAAAGACCAGUGGGCCCCGGUGCUAGGUUUGGGGCAGGGCCUGCUCUUAAGGAAAACUUUGCAUUAUACCCGUCACCAGUUGCCAUUGGUUUCCUUGUCUCCUACUUCUACCUAUAUCCUCUGUCCCCUGAGCAUAGGAUUGUGAAUUAGCCAUGGGUUUGGCUUCUCUGCCAGACAAUCUAUUGGUUUGGGUGCAUGGGCCCCUCUAGGGAUCCUGUUUAAUCUUCCCAACACCCUCUCAACCCCUGUAUAGGGGAAACAGUAUCUACUGCAAUAAUUAAAAGUGGGAUUUGGAGGUUCUGCUCUGAUGGGAGGGGUGUGGUGGGAUUGAGAUUGCUAAACUGUAAUUUGUGGUAUGUUUCCAUAUAAAUAUGACAAUCACUACAAACCCUUUGGUUUCAGAAAGGUCUUUUACCUGUUACAAAGGCCAUGUAGUUCCACAAGGACAAAGAAAAUAUAAAAUAGAUAUAAUAGUUUUUUUUGGAAAGAGAAUUAAUAUAUUUUGCAAGUUUUGCACUCAGUGGCACUUUGGGUGGGCGGUAUCAGCUCAGCUUAUCUAGAAAUGUUCUAUUUUUGUACAGAAGGAAAGUUGGUCACAAAGCAAAUCAGGACAGACUGUUGCAAACUGCCUAAGAUAGAGAAAUAUGUUAUAUCACUGAUGUUAGUAACUUACCCUUUAAUGGCACCUGAUGCCCAGUGGCUAUAAACAUGGUUAUCUGAGUCGUCUGGUCUGGCCUUGGUAUCUGUGUACACAUUUUGUAAAUAUGUUCCAUUUUUAAAUGCAAAAUUUGUAUCUAGUUUGUAAAAUAAGGAUUUUUCCCAUAGCAAAUGACCUUUGGGAGACAAGAUUUAUUUACUAUAAUCUCUCACAUGCCAUAACAGCACACAUGUAUAUGUACAGGAUCCAAAUACAGAAACUACACUUUAUUGUGUUAGAAAAAAUACCAAAUCUCUUAUCUUGGCUCUCCCUUCAAUAUGAUUAGGCCACACAUACCCGCUAAUGGCCCCAAAUUUGGCACAAAUCUCAGAUCUACUCAGGGCCAUGCCCAAUGCAUGAUAAUCCUACUCUACCCCCUGGGGUACCUGGGCUACCCCAGGAGAAACUAGACACUUGGCAGGUAGGGGUACAUUGUAUGUCUUUAAAUAAAAGAUUGUUUUUAGGAAAUAUUUUGUAAAUCUGAAAAUUCUAUUUUAAUGAAUCUGUAAAACUAAACAUUUUGUCACAUGUGGUCUAUAUGCUAUUUACUAAAAUAAAAAACAAAAAAUCUCCUUGAAUUUUAAAACCUG
Molecule: messenger RNA, 9359 nt
Organism: Xenopus tropicalis (tropical clawed frog)
Lineage: Eukaryota; Metazoa; Chordata; Amphibia; Anura; Pipidae
Gene: dbp
Product: D site of albumin promoter (albumin D-box) binding protein
Exons: 4
Coding region: 541-1476 (311 amino acids)
Biological process (GO): regulation of transcription by RNA polymerase II; regulation of DNA-templated transcription
Cellular component (GO): nucleus
Molecular function (GO): sequence-specific DNA binding; DNA-binding transcription factor activity
Source: RefSeq, a predicted model, not a curated record